Pelobates fuscus (common spadefoot toad) is the source of this 1601-nucleotide messenger RNA. RefSeq names its product snurportin 1 (gene SNUPN). Bases 137 to 1180 code for a protein of 347 amino acids. Gene Ontology annotation, cellular component: cytoplasm; nucleus. Gene Ontology annotation, biological process: protein import into nucleus; snRNA import into nucleus. The transcript is spliced from 9 exons. The record is from RefSeq and is a predicted model, not a curated record. Gene Ontology annotation, molecular function: protein binding; nuclear import signal receptor activity. Lineage: Eukaryota; Metazoa; Chordata; Amphibia; Anura; Pelobatidae.
UACAACAUGAACAUAGGUCGCUUAUCUCUAGCGUUUGCAGCCAUUCUAGCAAUCACGUGACUGCAUCCCUGCACGGUUCCGUUUCCUCUCACUCUUGCGGCUACAUGUGAGCCUCGUGACGUCACGCACCGGCAAAAUGGACGAUUUGACAGAUGCCCUUGCCGGAAGCUUUUCUGUUUCGUCGUACCUUAACAAUCCAGAUGCUCCUCAUCCUCGGUUAGCUCAGUACAAGGGCAAAUACAGUUCUUUGGAGCAGAGUGAACGAAGGCGAAAAUUACUGGAGCUACAGAAAGCGAAACGCUUGGAUUACUUAAACCAUGCUCGACGUCUAGCAGAGGGGGAUUGGUCAUCGAAGGAUGAAAAGCAAGGUGAUCAGGAAGGACCUAAGGAAGAUGCAGAGGAUGAGGGCGAUGAUGAGAUGGAUGUCGACCCUGGAAAGAAGUUACCUAGACAUUAUGCUAACCAAAUCAUGCUUUCUGAGUGGCUAAUAGAGAUUCCUCCAGACUUGGCUGAACUUUGGCUUCUUGUAGUAUGUCCAGUGGGGAAGCGUUCUUUGAUUGUUGCAUCUCGGGGCUCGACAGCAGCAUACACUAAGAGUGGCUACUGUGUGAACAGAUUUCCAUCUCUGCUUCCAGGUGGCAACCGACACAACAGCUCCACUGGCAAAGAUUACACCAUCUUGGACUGCAUAUUUAACGAGGAGACACGGACAUAUUAUGUUCUGGAUGUAAUGUGCUGGAGAGGUCACCCAGUGUAUGAUUGUCAGACGGAUUUUCGUUUCUACUGGCUGCAGUCAAAGCUUCAAGAACAUGAAGACCUGUGUGAGAUUUCCAAGCGUAACCCAUUCAAGUUUGUUGGCCUGGAUAACUUUCCUUGCUCUCUGGAGUCUGUGCACAAUGUUUUGAUGCAAGAGUUUCCUUAUAAGGUCGAUGGACUUCUCUUUUACCAUAAACACACUCACUACACUCCUGGUAGCACUCCACUGGUUGGAUGGCUACGUCCAUAUAUGGCCCCUGAAAUCCUGGGCUUUCCCACCCCUCCAGGGCCUUUGGCAGAAAAGCCAUCAUAUGCCCAAGAACAGAUGCGUCAAAUUCUCGAAAAUAAGAAGGGGGGUAAGGGUGGAGCGGAGGAUGGGAGGUAUGAACUGGAACACCUCUCCACACUGCCGCCACCUGAGUGAGAAACUGGAUUGGAGGAUUAAAACAAAUUUGUAUCUGCAGCCAGACAAAUUGUGUGGAUGGAAAUUCCUCGUGUUUUCAGUUGCUCUGCAGUAGGGCAUUCUGUUGUGUGCAAUGGGAUAAUAAAAGUUGUUUCAAUCAAGGUCAAGAUGGAAUACAGGAGAAUUCGUUUCCGUUCCCAGAUAAAACAUCACGUUCAACAUGGAGUCAUUGAUAAGGACUUAUUGGUGUUCUGCUGUUUUAGACUUUUUCUUUUCCACCUUUGUUUUUUUUUUUUUUGUAUUGUGGCUCAGAAGCUCUGAACAUGGAAUACAAUGUGGCCACAGAAACCUCAGCUUGUUUAUUUGUAAUACAAAUCUAAUUCUUUCAUUUUGUAUUAAAAAGAAAAAAUAAGGCAUGUUUUUUUCACUUAUUCACUAAAAC